AAACAUAGAGGCAUUCCGCAGUCCGCAGUCCAUCCGCAGUCCGCAGUCCGCACGCACGGACGCGCCCUCCCAGAUCUCCCGCCUCCGGCAAACAAAAUGCCCCCACUCUCACCGCCCGCAUCGCUGACCCCCGCUGCUGGCGGUCGGCGACGGUGGAAGUGCCGCCUCAGUCCCACUAUCGCACGUGACCGCUGCUACACUCGCUCCUUCCGCUCCGCGGGGCUCCGCCCGGCGGCCAUUCCGCUCCCCGAUGGCGCCGUCGUACACCUGUGGCUCCCGCCUCCUGCCGCCGACCCCGCCAAGCCCCUAUACCCUGUUCUGCUUCUCCACGGCUUCGGCGCACAAGCCACCUGGCAGUGGGCGCCCUUCCUCGGCCCGCUCCUCGCUGCCGGUCUGGCCCCCUAUGUCCCGGACCUCGUCUUCUUUGGCGCCUCAUCCUCCCCCGCAGCAGACCGCUCCCCGGUCUAUCAGGCUGCCUGUGUUGCCGCCGCUAUGGCCGCGCUUCCUGGCGCCCCGCAGCGGUACGCCGUCGUCGGGGUCAGUUACGGCGGCUUCGUAGCAUACCACCUCGCCCACGCGUUUCCGGCAGCGGUGGAGCGGCUUGUACUAGUCGCGGCCGGUGUUUGCCUCGAGGAGGCCGAUCUGGCCGCGGGGCUCUUUGCCGUUGAGGAUAUCGCCGAGGCUGCAAGUCUUUUGCUGCCCCAGCGGCCGGAGGAUCUCCGGAGGUUGGUGGGGCUCACCUUCUGCCGCCCUCAGCGGUUCAUGCCGUCCUGUUUCAUCAGAGAUUACAUCAGGGUUAUGUGCACGGAAAAUGUAAAAGAGAAGAGGGAGUUGCUGUAUGCAUUGAUCAAUGGCAGGAAGCUUUCAGACCUUCCUAAAAUUAACCAGCAAACCUUGAUAAUUUGGGGAGAGCAGGACCGGGUCUUUCCAUUGGAACUUGGAUUACGGCUGAAAAGGCAUCUGGGUGAUACUUCCGAACUAAUCAUUGUCAAGAAUGCCGGUCAUGCCAUAAAUCGCGAAAAGCCAGCAGAACUUUGCAGACUGAUAAAGCACUACAUCGUUGAUCCCUCAGUCAAAUGUCGAGAUGACCGUAAGGGAUCUUGGAAGAAUGCGAUAAAGAGGUUUGUUGGGUCGAGCCUGAGGAAGGUGGACUCUUCUCGACCGCUGCUAUAGCAAUUGACGUAUAUAUAUUGACUUUUACGUGCAGCAGAUUUGUUAUCUGAUUGUGACACGCAAUUAAGUAAUUAACGAUGUGUAAUGUCCAGUAGCCACUAUUAUUGUGUAACUAGCAUUGGCAGACAUCUGUUCAAAAAAUACUUGUGCAAUAUGUAUAAUGCAAAUGAUUAA
Messenger RNA from Zea mays, 1347 nucleotides. RefSeq lists its product as uncharacterized. Lineage: Eukaryota; Viridiplantae; Streptophyta; Magnoliopsida; Poales; Poaceae. The record is from RefSeq and is marked validated.